Molecule: messenger RNA, 1025 nt
Organism: Haliotis rufescens (red abalone)
Lineage: Eukaryota; Metazoa; Mollusca; Gastropoda; Lepetellida; Haliotidae
Exons: 7
Coding region: 36-1025 (329 amino acids)
Biological process (GO): cell communication
Cellular component (GO): membrane
Source: RefSeq, a predicted model, not a curated record
UGUCAUCUGCAGAGGAGAAACAGCAACUCGGGAAUAUGCCUGGCAGGAUGGUUCCGUUGGGGCUCACUCGUAUCUGUGUCCCGCUGCUCCUGUGUCUGAUGAUUGCUCAUGUUCCUUCAGGCCUAGGACAGGCUGUCCCCCCGGCUGUGCCACUAGAAGUUUUCACUGUCGAUGAUGAGACUUACAUCUCCGAGAGUCUAGGUGAGUUGGCCAUUACAGUGGGGAGGCCUGACGACGACACAACAACCCUGACUGUGACUGUAGCUUACACAGAUGGGACUGCUAGGGCGCCCGAUGAUUACUCGCAAACCGUCACGUCUAUCAACUUCGGCCCAACAGACACAACACAAAUACUAAAAAUACCAAUAACUGAUGAUCGGAAUGUGGAGAGUACAGAAUCCUUCAGUAUUGCCCUAUCUGCAGGAGGGUACGAAAACAAAGAUGUUCAGGGGUUCAUCACAGAUGAUGAUUCAUCCGUGCCGUUCAAUUGUCGUCGCUUUGGCCAAGACUGUGUUAGAGGGGACUGUUCGCCAGACCAGGGAUUGUGUUCCUGUCCUACUGGCCUCGGGGGCGAUAAUUGUGGAUACGUUACGGCUGAUGUUGACGGAUCAGGGUGUAGUGACAAGAACUGUGGGUCCAAUGGACGCUGUGUGUCUGUGACCGGAGCGGGAUUUUGCAUUUGCGACUUGGGUUAUUACAAUGGCGAUGACGACACGUGUGAAAUCAAACGCACAACCGUGACGUCAUGUGACAACAACAAGAUGACUGUGUGUUUCAACCCAAUCCACACUGACAGCCCUCUCAUCACUGUCUCCGGCUACAUCUCGACAGAAUGCACGGCUAAGCUUGUGUCGGACAUCACUGACACCGAAGACAGGAUCCCCUCCGACAUACGUGGCCAGUGCAUCACUGUCGGCUUCAGCGGAGACUGUGGGACGUACACCAUCGAAGCUAAAGGAGAUGCAGAGGCAUGUUUCUCUUUCUGCAUUCCGUUAUAUUACCGAGGAUUAGAAACGACAGGGUAG